AUGUCUCUCUUCGUUCUCGCCGAAACGCCGGCAGGCUACGGUCUGUUCAAGGCUGCUGACAAGAAGCUCCUGAAGCGUGAUGAGCUCACUUCUGGUCCUACCUCUUCGGAGAAGAUCAAUGAGAUGCUCAAGCUCAAGUCCUUCGUCAAGUUCGAUAGCUCCGCCGUCGCCGUCGAGGAAGCCGCUGGUCUCAAGGAGGGUCGCGUUCCCCCAUUGCUCGCCAACCUGCUCAAGGAGAUCAAGGACGAGAAGAAGGCCUCGCUCGCUGUUGCCGACAUUAAGCUCGGUACUGCGAUCGGAAAGCUCCCCGAGUUGAACAUUCAGGCCGUUUCCGACGCCGUCACCCUGGACCUCUUCCGUGCUGUUCGUGAGAACAUGUCCUCUUUGGUGCCUGGCCUCACCACCGAGACCAUGGACCGCAUGGCCCUCGGUCUGUCCCACUCCAUCUCCCGCCACAAGCUCAAGUUCUCCGCCGACAAGGUCGACGCGAUGGUUGUUCAGGCUAUCAAGCUGGUGGACGACCUCGACAAGGAGCUGAACGUCUACGCCAUGCGCACGAAGGAAUGGUACGGCUGGCACUUCCCCGAGUUGGCCAAGAUCCUUAACGACAACCUCGUCUACGCUCGUCUCGUUGUCGCUGUUGGCAUGCGUCAAAACUUCGCGGAGACCGACCUCUCCGACAUCCUCCCCGAGGAGCUCGAGGGCCCUGUCAAGACUGCUGCAGAGAUUUCCAUGGGAACUGAGAUCACCCCUGAAGAUUUGGACAACAUCCAACUGUUGGCCCAGCAGACCAUUACCUACUCCGAGUACCGCGCUCAGCUCUCCAACUACCUUGAGACCCGCAUGCGCGCUCUCGCUCCCAACCUGACCGCUUUGGUCGGCUACCUCGUCGGUGCCCGUCUGAUUGCCCACGCCGGUUCCCUCAUCAACCUGGCCAAGGCUCCCUCCUCCACCAUCCAGAUUUUCGGUGCCGAGAAGGCCCUGUUCCGUGCGCUGAAAACCAAGCACGACACACCCAAGUACGGUAUCAUCUACCACUCCUCCCUCGUCGGCCAGGCCACCGGCAAGAACAAGGGAAAGAUUGCCCGUUCGCUCGCCGCCAAGACUGCUCUCGGUCUUCGUGUCGAUGCCCUCGGCGAUACCGAGAACCAGGACGAUGAGGAGGAGAGAAGCAUUCUCGGCCUCACCAACCGCAUCAAGCUCGAGAACCUCCUCCGCAAACUGGAGGGCAAGCCUCUCCUGCCCAAGGGUGUCGGUGUCGGCCCCGACGGUCAGCUCACCACCCCUGGUGGCUUCAGCCUGAAGGAGAGCCGCAAGUACAACGCCGAUGCCGAUGGUGUCGAGACCAACGGCAAGCUUAUCCAGGUCGUUGACGAGGAGAUGAAGGAUGCCGACAGCGAAGACGAGGAUGAGGAGAUGAACGACGCGAGCGAAGAGGAGAAGAAGAGCAAAAAGGACAAGAAGAAGGAGAAGAAGCGCGUCUCCAUCGCCGCGGCCGAGACCCCCGUCAAGGAGAGCAAGACCGUCAAGGGCACCCCCGCGAAGCUCAGCGAAAAGGACUACGAGCGUUUGGCCGAGGAGGCCGGCAUUAGCGUGUCCAAGUUCAAGCGCAAGUUCGAGCGCGGCGACGUCCAGCUCGGCGAGGACGGCUCUCCUGUCGUCUUCAGCAAGAAGGAGCUCAAGAAGCUGCGCAAGGACGGCGAGGAGGCCGACGCGACGCCAGUCAAGGAGAGCAAGAAGAAGCGCAAGCAUGAGGACGACGAGACGCCCAAGAAGGAGAAGAAGCUGAAGAAGAAGCGCAGCUCUCUUGGUGCUUAG
Molecule: messenger RNA, 1818 nt
Organism: Colletotrichum chrysophilum
Lineage: Eukaryota; Fungi; Ascomycota; Sordariomycetes; Glomerellales; Glomerellaceae
Gene: NOP58
Product: Nucleolar protein 58
Exons: 3
Coding region: 1-1818 (605 amino acids)
Cellular component (GO): small-subunit processome; box C/D methylation guide snoRNP complex
Molecular function (GO): snoRNA binding
Source: RefSeq, a predicted model, not a curated record